CGUCUCAUUGGCUAGCCAUGCGGAAGUGAAAGGACCGGUUUAGCUACAACAACAAGAAAGUCUGUCGUAUGUUUUUGUGAUUGUGUUAGUCCCGGGAAAGGUUCUAGAAAACAUGGCGUUACCGGCCCAGUUCAAAGCCGUCCAGCACCACCUACGGACCGCACAGGAACACGAACAACGGGACCCCGUGGUGUCUUAUUACUGCCGACUCUACGCCAUGCAGACCGGAAUGAAGCUGGACAGUAAAAGUCCUGAGUGCAGAAAGUUCCUGGUGAAGCUCAUGGACCAGUUGGAGUCCAUGAAGAAGGAGUUGAGUGACAAUGACUCCAUCAGUCAGGAGGUGGUUGGCAACGCGCACAUAGAAAACUACGCCUUAAAGAUGUUCUUGUAUGCUGACAACGAGGACCGAGCUGGACGAUUCCACAAGAACAUGAUCAAGUCUUUCUACACGGCUAGUCUGCUGCUGGAUGUCCUGUCUGUCUUUGGAGAGUUAUCAGACGAGAACAUCCAGCACAGGAAGUACGCCCGCUGGAAGGCCACAUACAUCCAUAACUGUCUGAAGAGUGGCGAGACACCUCAGGCUGGGCCAAUCGGCAUGAACCUGGAGGAGGAAGCAGACGGAGAUGAAGGUUUCUCAGGUCAGACCUUUUCACAGGGGGGCUCAUUCCGCGGGGGAGCUUCCUCUCAGGACCAGAAUUUUAGUGAGGAUUCGGCCCCGGGCUUCGGCUUUGCUGCUGGUCCAGAAUUAGGACCAUCAGCCCCCACCUCCGCCAACUACAAUAACAUCCAUAUCCCCCCUGGUGCGCACGCCCCUGCUAACACCCCAGCUGAGCUGCCGCCUCCUUCAGACGCAGUCAAACCAGUACCAAUGUCUCGAGCUGCGCCAACUGUCGACCCGCCCUCCCUGCUCACCACCCAGCACCACGGUGAUGUUCAUCUGUCUCCAGAAGACUUCACCUUGGCCCAAAAAUACUGCAAGUAUGCAGGCAGUGCCCUUCAGUACGAAGAUGUGUCCACCGCCAUCCAGAACCUCCAGAAGGCCCUCAAGCUGCUCACCACAGGCAAAUAAUGAUGCCUUUGUCCUCCUCCAGUCGCCAGUGCUCUAUCUACACUAUCUUCAUACACUCGCACAUGCGCAUGCACACACGCACACGCACACGCACACACACACACACACACACACACACACACACACACACACACACACACACACACACACACACACACACACACACACACACACACACACACACACACACACACACACACACACACACACAGCAGACUGUAACAAUGGCCGCCAGUGUGUCUGUACUGCCAUUCUUUGGUUAGUUUGGUUAUCAAGGAUGUGCUGUGUGAACAUGACAUGCUAAUCACGCUGGAGCCAGCGUGCACAAGAGUGUACAGGCAAAGUGUUUUGUUGCACCCACAGUGAUCAUGUGACGACAACCUGUCCUUAUUUCCCUGUCAUCGGGGCUCUCUUUUACAAACUUUACCAAAUAAACAAGGCUCAACAGGGGGCGCUUUUUUCUUUUGCUUGAAAAAAAAAAUUGUGAUUAUAAUUUAGGUUUGGGUUGUGUUGAUUUAAAGCAGCCAUACCUGCGCCAGCACUGCCCUUACAGAUGUGUGGGGGCUUUCACGCCGCAUGUAUAAUGAACGACCACGCUAAGCUAAAUGCUAACAACAUUGCUAUGCCCGCCUAAUAACAAGCUAGCGUAGCAUCAACAAUGUCUCUACACUGUUGUCACAGAUCUGAUGCAAUCUUUCAAAAUCAUGUCAAUAAAAUGUUAUAUUUGCAGGAAA
Molecule: messenger RNA, 1803 nt
Organism: Entelurus aequoreus (snake pipefish)
Lineage: Eukaryota; Metazoa; Chordata; Actinopteri; Syngnathiformes; Syngnathidae
Gene: vta1
Product: vesicle (multivesicular body) trafficking 1
Exons: 8
Coding region: 113-1069 (318 amino acids)
Biological process (GO): late endosome to vacuole transport via multivesicular body sorting pathway
Cellular component (GO): multivesicular body
Source: RefSeq, a predicted model, not a curated record